UCGGAGGCUCAGGAACGGAGUGAGGUUCGGAACCUGAACUCAGCUUUUGAAGUCCUCGAAGGCUCAAACAACUAGCGUAAUGUUUGUUCAACUUCGAGCAGUUCGAACCUGGUAAAAUCUCUGAUCACUAGCCCUAAAGCUCGUUAAUCGACGCUGAAUUACAAAUUCCUCGAAUUUAGUGAAAUUGAGGACGAAAGAUUUGAUCAAGAAAGAUCCUACUUCCAGGAUUUCGAAGACUGGUAAUGCGGGCGUUGAUCCGUCUCUUUGGUGUUUUACGAGGCUGAUUCGUGUCAGUGCAGAGCCAAAUUCAACAGGCUGCAGAGUAUCUUGUCUUAAUUGUGCAGAUUAGGUUAUAAUUACGGUGUAUUUUAGGAUUUCUGUCGGUUUCUUAAGCAGUACGUUUGGUUUCGAGCAAGAAGAUGGCGCAGAGUAACUGGGAAGCAGAUAAGAUGCUCGAUGUGUACAUUUAUGAUUACUUGGUGAAGAAAAAAUUACAUGCCACGGCUAAGUCCUUCAUGAACGAAGGAAAGGUUGCCCCGGAUCCAGUAGCAAUUGAUGCUCCUGGAGGAUUUUUGUUCGAAUGGUGGUCUGUAUUCUGGGACAUAUUUAUAGCAAGGACGAACGAGAAACAUUCUGAAGCCGCUGCAGCAUAUAUAGAGGCACAACAAAUUAAAACGAAGGAACAACAGCUGCAGAUGCAACAACUGCAACUUAUGCGUCAAGCACAGUUACAAAGGAGGGAUGCUAGUCACCCUUCGCUUGGUGGUUCACUGAAUGCCGUUAAUUCUGAAGGAAUGCUCGGGCAACCAACAGCUAGUGCACUGGCAGCAAGAAUGUACGAGGAACGCAUGAAAAACCCUAAUGCAAUAGAUUCAGAGACGUCCCAACCACUUCUUGAUGCAAGGGUGGCCCUUAUCAAACCAAAUGCAAAUCAUCCAGGACAGCUAGGAAACUCUGGAAGCGUGAAUGCAGCAUUGCAGCAGAUCCAGGCACGAGGUCAGCAGCCCACGGAUAUCAAAUCAGAGGUCAAUAUUGGUGGUACUCAAAGGUCCUUGCCUAUGGAUCCAUCUUCAGUUUAUGGGCCAGGGUUAAUGCAAUCAAAACCUGGUGGAUUAGGAAACGCAGGCUUGAACCCUGGAGUCAACGGUCUCCCAUUGAAGGGGUGGCCUUUAGCUGGUCUUGAGCAAAUAAGGCCAGGUUUAGGCGCACAGGUUCAGAAACCUUUCCUUCAGAAUGCAAGUCAAUUUCAGCUCUUACCGCAGCAGCAGCAGCAGCAACUUUUGGCCCAGGUCCAAGCACAAGGAAAUCUUAGUAGUUCGCCUAUGUACAAUGACAUGGAUCCUCAAAGAUUUAGAGGAUUACCAAGGAAUAACUUAACUGCAAAAGAUGGUCAACCAAUUACGAAUGAUGGAUCAAUUGGCUCACCCAUGCAGUCGACUUCAUCGAAGAUGAAUAUUCCACAAAUGCAACAGUCUUCUUCCCAACAGCAGGAUGGCUUACAUCCUCAGCAAGUACAACAGAACCGAAAAAGGAAAGGGCCUUCAUCUUCUGGAGCUGCUAACAGUACUGGAACAGGGAAUACCAUUGGACCUAACUCUCAACCAUCAACUCCAUCAACUCACACCCCUGGCGAUGGAGCUGUUAUCGCCCCUAAUCUGCAGAAUGUUAAUAGCAUCUCAAAGAGUAGUUUAAUGAUAUAUGGCACGGAUGGAACAGGCGGUCUUGCAUCAUCCACAAACCAGCUGGAAGACAUGGAACAUCUUGGAGAUAUUGGUUCCUUAGAUGAUAAUGUGGAAUCCUUUCUCUCACAUGAUGAUGGGGAUGGAAGGGAUUUGUUUGGCACGUUGAAGCGGAACCCUUCUGAGCAUGCUGCAGAAAAUUCAAAGGGUUCUUCUUUUAAUGAAGUUGGUUCCAUGCGUAAAAGCAACAGCAAAGUUGUGUGCUGUCAUUUCUCUUCGGAUGGAAAGUUAUUGGCAAGUGCCGGUCAUGACAAAAGGGUUGUUAUCUGGAACAUGGAGACAUUGCAAACUGAAAGCACACCAGAGGAACACACUCUUAUCAUUACGGAUGUUCGUUUCAGACCCAAUUCAACUCAGCUAGCAACAUCUUCCUUUGAUACAACUGUUCGACUUUGGGAUGCGGCACAACCAACUUAUUGCUUACACGCAUAUGCUGGACAUACCUCGCAUGUGGCAUCUCUAGAUUUCCACCCUAAGAAGAGUGAACUUUUUUGCUCUUGCGAUGCGAACAAUGAGAUUCGCUACUGGCACGUCAGUCAGGGCUCUACUACCCAUGUCUCAAAGGGUGGCUCAACUCAGGUAAGAUUUCAGCCAAGAAUAGGGCAACUUCUGGCUGCAGCAUCAGAGAACAUUGUUUCGAUCUUUGAUUUCGAGUCAGACAGGCUAACACUCUCAUUAAAGGGUCACUCAACAGAUGUACAUUCUGUUUGUUGGGAUACAAAUGGAGAUUAUUUAGCAUCUGUUAGUCAGGAAUCUGUCCGAGUAUGGUCGAUCGCCUCGGGAGAAUUGAUUCACGAGCUCAGUUCCAGCGGAAAUAUGUUCCAUUCUUGCGUUUUUCACCCAAGCUAUUCCUCACUUUUGGUUAUCGGGGGCUACCAGUCGUUGGAGCUGUGGAACAUGGCUGAGAACAAGUGUAUGACAAUGCCUGCUCACGAGGGCAUGAUUUCAUCGUUGGCUCAAUCACCAGUGACAGGAAUGGUCGCCUCUGCGAGCCACGACAAAUCUGUCAAGAUAUGGAAAUAAGAACACACAACUUCUCUGGCGUUAUUAGGUGAGUCAAAUUCUGAUUACACAAGUCUAGUGGCCUUUUUCCAUUUUCCUCAAAUCUGCAGCUAAAAGGCUGAAAAUGGAAUUUUAAUAGAAAAAGUACAAAAGUCGAAAAAAAAAUGGAAAAAGAAGAAGAAGAAGAUGAAGAUGAAGAGUUCUUUGUGUUAUUUAAAAUUUACCUUCCAUUUUUCUUCAUUAUUUAGAGUCUUGGUGGGUAAUAAGCUGUGUGAUGGUUGUGGUCAAAGUUCCCGUGUGGCUCAUGUUGGCUUAUAGGUUAUUAGAAACACUGAACAUUCUCUUAACUACGCCGUUUUAAUACAGAGCUUAAUUUGAACUGUUAAAAACUAUUUACCACCUCAUUAUUAUUAAUUUAAAGUUAAUAAUUUUGUUA
Messenger RNA from Momordica charantia (bitter melon), 3177 nucleotides. RefSeq names its product LEUNIG-like protein (gene LUH). The record is from RefSeq and is a predicted model, not a curated record. Gene Ontology annotation, molecular function: protein binding; transcription corepressor activity. Lineage: Eukaryota; Viridiplantae; Streptophyta; Magnoliopsida; Cucurbitales; Cucurbitaceae.